AAUUAAUAAAUUACAAACCCCUUUUAGAGAGAGAAAGUUUGGGGGACCAACCAACGAAGCACGGAGGAAGGGACGUGCCUGAUACCGUUGGUCUACGGUGGUCGUCAACACUUUAGCGUCUGCUUUUCAUCAUUCCAUGUCCCAUCACUAGCACUACUUUACUAUAAAAUCUACUGCUCUACCCCUAAUUUGGAAUAUGCUUACACAGUUCCGUGUUUUUGGAGUGAAGGAGAAGAUUUGUAUAUUGAAGGGUUGCCAAGGAAGACGUAGAGAUCGUCCAGAAUUCCAGCAUCACACAAAACCCUGUACUGUUUCCAUGGCUGGGAAUGCACCUGCAUCAGUUGCGGCGUUGAAAUGCAGUGCCGGAGUAAAAGAGGAACUAGAGACCCAGGAAUCUAUAUUUGAUCCUCACGGUGUAGACCCGAAUUUAGUACGAAAAAUGGAGUACGAUGCUUUGGUUUGGAGUUCUCUUCAUGGGCUUGUUGUUGGUGAUAGGGCUUCUCAGAUGUCAGGAAGGCUACCCGGUGUGGGCCUGGUUCAUGCGCCUAUCUCCUUGUUGCCUAUGUUGUUUCCUGAAAGUCAUUGGAAACAAGCUUGCGAAGUAGCUCCAAUAUUCAAUGAGCUAGUUGACCGUGUGAGUUUGGAUGCGAAAUUCUUGCAGGAAGCACUCUCCAGAACCAAAAAAGUAGACGUUUUUACAUCUAGACUUCUAGAUAUUCAUGCCAAAAUGAUAGAUAUUGACAAGAAAGAGGAAAUACGCUUAGGAUUACAUCGCUCGGACUAUAUGCUGGAUGAACAAACUAAUUUGCUUCUCCAAAUAGAGUUGAAUACAAUUUCAUCAUCAUUUCCUGGCCUGAGCUGCCUUGUUAGUGAGCUUCACAGGAGCUUGCUUCAUCAGUUCAAGCAACACCUUGGUUUAGAUCCAGAGAGGAUUCCAGAAAACAAUGCUGUUGGUCAUUUUGCUGAAGCACUGUAUAAAGCCUGGGCUGAAUAUAAUAACCCCAGGAGUGUGGUUAUGAUCGUGGUUCAAACUGAAGAACGUAACAUGUAUGAUCAACAUUGGCUUUUUACAGUAUUGAAAGAAAGAUAUCAAGUUAGAAGUAUUAGGAAGACCCUGGCAGAGAUUGAUGCACAAGGGGAGCUUCUGCCUGAUGGGACACUUGUUGUGGACGGUGAAGCGGUUGCUGUGGUUUACUUUAGAGCUGGCUAUGCACCAACUGAUUAUCCUUCAGAAUCAGAAUGGAGUGCUAGGCUACUCAUUGAGCAAUCAUGUGCAAUCAAAUGCCCUUCAAUUGCAUAUCAUUUAGCUGGCACCAAGAAGAUUCAACAAGAGCUGGCGAAACCCAAUCAACUUGAAAGGUUUCUUGAAAGCAAAGAUGACAUUGCUAAAGUACGGAAAUGCUUUGCUGGGUUGUGGAGUUUGGACGACUCGAGCAUUGUGAAGGAUGCAAUCCAGAGGCCCGGAUUGUAUGUCAUGAAGCCACAAAGAGAAGGAGGAGGGAACAAUAUUUAUGGCGAUGAUGUGAGGCUUGCCUUGCAACGAUUGGAGAAGGAAGGCAUGGAGGAAGAUGCAGCCUACAUUCUUAUGCAGAGAAUUUUUCCAACCAUUUCACCUGCAAUUCUGAUACGAGAAGGAGUUUCUCAUAAAGAUCACGUUAUUUCAGAACUUGGCGUUUAUGCCGCAUAUUUAAGGAACAAAGCAAAUGUGAUCAUUAAUGGUCAGUCUGGUUACUUAAUGCGGACGAAGGUCUCUUCCUCAAACGAGGGUGGGGUUGCAGCAGGAUUUGCUGUUCUGGAUAGCAUAUAUCUGGUAUGACUGCUAUACUUUGGCGUGUUGAAUUGGCGAUCCUUUCAACCUGUUCAAUACAGAGGAACAAAUAUGUAAAAGAUUUUGGCAUUACUUGGCAUCGAAGAACAAGGGAAACGGGAACACUAACUAGAAGGGGGAAACUAUACAUCUGUACAUCAUUUCUUCCAACGUUCUUGACUGUGUUUGGAAGUCCACUUCGAUACAUUGUUUUGCAUUGUGUGCUUCAUCUAUCUGUCCCCAUCUCCCUCUCUCCCGUCCCAGAAGACAUUUUAUAUGAGAUCCAUUUGUCUAUGUUUAUGAGGCUGUUUUCUUCUACAGCGUUGUCCCUUUUACUACUUACUAUUGUCACAUUUUCUUGAACGAAAUUGUGGGU
Molecule: messenger RNA, 2183 nt
Organism: Sesamum indicum (sesame)
Lineage: Eukaryota; Viridiplantae; Streptophyta; Magnoliopsida; Lamiales; Pedaliaceae
Gene: GSH2
Product: glutathione synthetase 2
Biological process (GO): glutathione biosynthetic process
Cellular component (GO): cytosol
Molecular function (GO): glutathione synthase activity; ATP binding; glutathione binding
Source: RefSeq, a predicted model, not a curated record